Molecule: messenger RNA, 576 nt
Organism: Strigops habroptila (Kakapo)
Lineage: Eukaryota; Metazoa; Chordata; Aves; Psittaciformes; Psittacidae
Gene: FCER1G
Product: Fc fragment of IgE receptor Ig
Exons: 5
Coding region: 82-339 (85 amino acids)
Biological process (GO): cell surface receptor signaling pathway
Cellular component (GO): Fc-epsilon receptor I complex
Molecular function (GO): IgE receptor activity
Source: RefSeq, a predicted model, not a curated record
GGGUGGGAGAAGGCUCCGGCACAGCCGCGGUCACCGUCACCCGCUGUCACCCACCGGACCCUGCUGUCCCCUGCCGCACCCAUGGGUGUCCUCCUGCUCCUGCUCCUGCUCCAGACACCGGUGGCAGAGGCCCUGGUGGAGCCGGAGCUCUGCUACGUCCUCGACGCCAUCCUCUUCCUCUACGGCAUCAUCCUCACCGCGCUCUAUUGCCGCCUCAAGUUCCUGGUUUGCCGAGCGUCGCAGCAGGGAGCCACCAAGGAGAAGGAAGAAAACAUCUAUGCUGGGCUCAGCAGCGAGGGCCAAGAGACAUAUGAGACCCUUGAGAUCAAACGCUCCUGACCCCAUCCUGUGGCUCCAGGACCCCCCCAGCACCCCCCCGUACCCCCUUUCCAACCUGUGAUGGAGAACUGCAGCUUUCCCCCUGGAAAUGGGGGGUUCUGGCCCCAAAUCGCCGCUGUGGGGCUGGGACCCCUUGAGCUGGGCGGGGGGUGAAGCUGCUCUGGGUGUGCAGUGCUGGCCCCCCCUUUCUGCUCUGUGUGUGUGUCCCCCCCCCAGUAAAGCAGCACCACGUGUAAA